Molecule: messenger RNA, 1361 nt
Organism: Owenia fusiformis
Lineage: Eukaryota; Metazoa; Annelida; Polychaeta; Sabellida; Oweniidae
Source: the annotation of a GenBank genome assembly
AGACGACCCCUUAAUGAACAGGACAUUACAAAUAACAAAGUCUGCACAUUAUUUGGAAAAACGAAGGAUAAACAACGUUUUUGGAUAAAUAUCUCGGUUUGACAUAUACUUGAAUAGUCAAGGAAGCAAAAGAUACUAAAAUAUUGAAUAAAAACUAUCUGAAAUACUUGUAAUUUGGAUGGAUAUUUUAUCACAUUUUGUGGAUUUCAAAUAAGUUGGAACUGAUCCAGUUUUUGACUUUACACAUAGCUCACAUAAAUAUAGUGACACAUAAAACAUAUAGUGUAUUGGAACCACAUAAAACAUUUACAACAGUUAAUUACUAAUAUUGAACACUGUAAGGGACCUUCUCAAGAUGCCUAUAAAUAGAAGUUUGACUCUAAAAUGCUCACUGAGAGACACUAACUAUGCUAAGGAAGGAGACAUCCUCCAAGCAUUAGGAACCAUGGAUAUUACCGAAAAUGACAUUGAAGCUAUCCAAAUCAAUAGGAGAGACAUACAUAUAACUUUUGCAAAUAAAGAGGCAAAAACUGCAGCACAGACGUUAGGUCUGAACUUCAAUGGAACUUUCAUUAAUCUAUAUGAUGUUGAGAAUAACACUGUGAAUGUAACAUUGAAGGACAUACCCGUACAGUUAUCAGAUGGUGUCAUUAACGCAUAUCUGGAAGGUUAUGCAACAGUACUGAAUGAAAUACAUCAUGGAUAUGUGAAAAAACCUGAUGGAACGAAAACGAAGAUAAAAAAUGGGAUACGUUAUAUAACAGUAGUGGAUAUCAAAGAGCCUAUCCCCAGUGAUCCAGUCAUAGCUGGUUUUAGAGGCAGACUCUCCUACAAUGGUCAGCCAUGCAGGAUAUGCCAACUUGUUGAACAUCCCUGGUGGAGAUGCCCUCUAAAAGAUGUACGGAAAUGCUACAACUGUGGGAGCACAUCCCAUGUCAUUUCUGCAUGUACUGCACAAGCAGAAAAAGUCAACCAACCUGUGAACAAUGAUGAAGAAAAGGAUGAAGAAAAGGAUGAAGAAAAAGAUGAAGAAAAGGAAGACCAAGGUGAACAUAAACAGAAAAAGACUAUACUAGUUGGAGGAUCCUUAGCCAAAGGGAUCAGCAAUCAAGAGAAAAGCUUCAUACCAUCAUGCCAAAGUGGGGCAAAAAUUGAAGAUAUACCAGGCCUAUUAGUGAAAAUACCAGCACAAACAGAUGAGGUCAGCAACAUUGUCAUCCAAGUUGGAAGUAACAAUGUUGUCUACAAUGGAGAAGCUCCGGAACUAUGUUUAGAAAAAUAUGAUAAGGUAGUGAAGGAUAUACAUGUCAAAUUUCCUGAUUCCAACAUCAUGAUAUGUAGCAUCCCUCCUACAUUCACAC